ACUCUCAAACUCGCGCGAUCUGCAUAUGCCGAUCUCCUCAUCUCUCUCAAACCAGGCGUGCCUCUCUCAACCCUGAUUGACACCAACGACCCCCUUAUCUCUGCUCUCGACCCAGGCACGCUCUCUUAACCCCGAAGUCGACCCCCCAACAGGCUGCAACUCGAUGCACUUCUCCUUCCUAAUACAAGGUACAUAUGUUUGUCACUGUUGAAUGAGAAAUUGGCUCUAUGGGUGAUCAUUUUGUUGAAAGUUCAGAAGGUGAGGAUGAAAGCAAAAACGAUAAAAUGGCACAACUUGAUGAACUAGUUCAAGAACUGCAGAUUGGCAUGGUCUUUAGCACUAUAGAUGAGAUGCUGAAUUUUUACAGAAAAUUUGGGAAGCAAAAGGGUUUUUCAGUGAAGCGGAGAUCAUUGAAUAAAGAUAAAGAUGGGAUAAUAAAAUAUGUCACAUUUACAUGUGGACGAUCAGGCAAGUUGAAGAGUCAAUCAAACAAUGCCUUGGAGCCUCGUUCAUGUGUGAAGAUUGGUUGCAAUGCAAGGCUGUGUGGUCGAUUAUAUCUUGAUGGAAAAUAUGUAGUUAGUCAUUUUGAAGACGAGCACAAUCAUGGUUUGAGUCCAAGUAAAGCUAGGUUUUUUCGUUGUAAUCGUGAAAUAAGUUCGCAUGUUAAGAGGUAGCUUGAAAUAAAUGAUAUUGCUGGCAUUAGACCAAACAAAAGCCAUAAUGCACAAGUAAUUGGAGCUGGUGGACAUGAGAAUCUUCCCUUUCUUGAAAAAGAUACAAGAAACAUGAUUGCGAAAGUUAGACGAUUAAGGCUUGGUGAAGGAGAUGCGAAUGCAGUGCAAAGCUAUUUUUUGAAGAUGCAAUCACAGAAUGAAGGUUUCUUUUCAAUGAUUGAUUGGGAUGAGCAUGGUCGACUAAAAAAUGUAUUUUGGGCAGAUCCUAGGAGCAGGGCAGCAUGUAAGGAAUUUGGUGAUGUCAUUACGUUUGAUACUACAUACCUUACUAAUAAGUAUGAUAUGCCUUUCGCUCCAUUUGUUGGGGUUAAUCACCAUGGUCAAUCGAUACUACUAGGAUGUGGAUUAAUUUCUAAUGAAGACACAGUGACCUUUACAUGGUUGUUUCAGACAUGGCUUGCUUGUAUGAAUGGCGUUGCCCCUUUUGGAAUCAUCACUGACCAAGAUAGAGCAAUGAAGAACGCAAUUGCAAUUGUUUUUCCAAAUUCUAGGCACCGUUUAUGCUUAUGGCAUAUAAUGAAGAAGAUGCCGGAAAAGCUGGGUGCCUACAAUGAAUAUGAUUCAAUUUCUCUUUCCCUUGCAGAGGCUGUUUAUGACUCACAAAGUCAGCAACAAUUUGAAGAUUUGUGAAACUCGGUAAUUCGUAUCUAUAAUUUGGGCGGCAAUGCUUGGUUGGCGACAUUUUAUGAUGAUAGACACUUGUGGGUUCCAAUCUUCGUCAAGAACAAUUUUUGGGCGGGAAUGUCGACAACUCAACGGAGUGAAAGUAUGAAUGCUUUUUUUGAUGGAUAUGUGAACUCAAAAACCACUUUGAAACAAUUUGUUGAACAAUAUGAGAAUGCUUUGAGGAGUAAAGCUGAAAAAGAAUGUCAGGCGGAUUAUGAAUCUUUUUGCAAGCAGGUGGGUUGUGUUACUUUCUACGAUAUGGAGAAACAAAUUCAAGCAAUUUACACAACAACAAAGUUCAAAGAAUUUCAAUCUGAAAUAACUGGGAUGAUGUAUUGUAGGAUUAUUUCAGUUGAUCAGUAUGAUAUGGUAUCAGUGUUUACUGUAGCUGAGGAUAUUGUUUAUGGGGAGAGGGGGAGAAAAAGAGUAGCGUACAGGGUUUUAUAUUAUGCAGGCCAAUGUGAUGUGAAGUGUACAUGUUACAAGUUUGAGUUUAGGGGAAUUCAAUGUAGACAUGCCAUUUCAGUGUUAAUUCACAAUAACAUUAGUUUGCUUCCUGAAAAGUACAUCAUAAAGAGAUGGAGAAAAGAUGUCCGGAGAGUUCAUACACGGAUCAAAAUCAGUUAUGAUGGAUGGAUAACCACACCUGAGCAAUUGAGAUAUGAGACUAUGAUCAGUGCUUUUACUAAAGUGGCUGACUUGGCUACGGAUGACGAAGAUCAAUACAAAAAUGUCAUGACUUGGAUUGAAGGAGCAAACAGGAAUAUGUCAUUGCAAGUAUCUCCUCAUUUUGUAACUAAAAAUGUACCAUUCACCAAUGAUCCCAUCAUCAAAAGAGGAAAAGGACGUCCCCCCUGUACAAGGAAGAAACCGACAAUGAGAAGGAGAGGAAAAAGGACAGCAAAUCAAGAUGUCAACAACUUGAUGGAUGUUAAUACUCAAUCUUCACAAAGACAAACAAUAGUCAUUCUAACAGAGGUAAGGGGAACACAAGAGAGUCACGUAGGUUAUUCUAAUCAAGGACGAGAUGGUGGUUUUCUAUCUUUACUUAGAAAUGCAUCAGAGGUUGGUGAAACUUCAGGAAGUGGAGGGUAUCAGUCACUUGUGGAUGGAAUUGAUGAAGAUAUGUAGUUUGUUUAUCAACUACCUUUGUAUUUUUUGAGUAGUAACUUGUUUAUCAAUUACCUUGAUGAAGACAUGUAGCUUUUUUGAGUAGCUUGUUUAUCAGCUACCUUGAUGAAGACAUGUAGCUUUUUUGAGUUGUAUUUUUUUAGUUCAGUGGGGGUGAAAACAACGUUAUAUUGAAUAUGAUUGAAUUUGCAAAGUGACUUG
This is a messenger RNA of Tripterygium wilfordii, 2732 nucleotides long. RefSeq names its product protein FAR-RED ELONGATED HYPOCOTYL 3-like. Gene Ontology annotation, biological process: regulation of DNA-templated transcription. Gene Ontology annotation, molecular function: zinc ion binding. Lineage: Eukaryota; Viridiplantae; Streptophyta; Magnoliopsida; Celastrales; Celastraceae. The transcript has 4 exons. The record is from RefSeq and is a predicted model, not a curated record. Bases 1476 to 2531 code for a protein of 351 amino acids.